CUUUCCAGCCAGUGGUCAAGUCAAGAUUUUAGCACAAACAAGUUGAAGACAAGGCUGCAAAAGAACGAUGAAGAUUAUUUUACCUUUACUCUCCCUGAUAGUCACAAGUAGUCAGCUAACAAUGAACAAGUGUGGAACAGAGGGAAGAUUACCACGGAGCAGUGACAUCACAGUGCAGUGCGGUACUUCGGCCAUUGGGCUUGCAAUCGAAAUCUGCCCAAUUAUCUACUCUGGCUACAAUGAGACUCUCCUGAUCCUGAACCAGAUGUGGGACCCGUUCUGUCGAGCCACCCUUGAUGAAUCUGUGACUCCACCAGUUGCUCGUUUUAACUUUUCACUAAAUAUGACUCAUGCCUGUGGAAGCACAUUCAGGACCACUAGUGCUCCUGGGACAGGUAUAUUUGCUGACUUUUCCAGCAUUGAGACACUCAACGUCAGUGGUGUUGUUUGGUCCGUCGAUCCCAGCAUAGGAAAAAUUUCCUACAAAGCUGAGUUGAUGUACUAUUAUUCCUGUGCCUACCCCUUAGAAUAUCUGAUCAACAACACCCAGAUCAGUGUGCCAGCCUCCACCAUCACAGUCAAGGAUAACAAUGGGACUUUCAUUAGCACAUUGAGCAUGGGGCUGUUCAGUGAUGCCAGCUACACCAAACCACUGGUAAUACCACAGUGGGGAAUUGAACUGAGGACCAAUGUGUAUGUUGAGGUGAAGGCCACCAACCUGACAAUGCAGUAUAACGUCCUGUUAGACCGGUGCUAUGCCUCCAUUUCCCCCUUGCUGUCCAACUCCAGCAACUUCAACCUGUUUGUCUCCUGCUCCAAGGAUCAGUUCACAACCAUGAUUGAGAAUGGAGAAAGCCAAAGAGCCCGCUUUAAGUUCCCAGCCUUCCGCUUCAUCGAACAGCAGAAAGAGCCUGUGUCCUCCUACUACCUUCACUGCAUCACUCGUCUAUGUGAAAGGAGCACCUGCAGCACCUUCAAGCAGUGCACAAAAAGAAGGAAGAGGAGCACCCCUGAUGCUUCUGACGUGGGCAUAACCAAGGCUUACACCAUCAUCUCUCCAAAGAUCAUCACCAAAGCCGACAAUGCUGAGUCCAAAGAGCAGCUUCUUGUUGCCGACAAAGAUAAUUCUGUUGUUGGGCUUGGUGUGGCUGUUGGCGUCCUUGCCUUUGCCUGCUUAGUUGCCCUUAUUCUUGCUGUCUUGCUUUGUAAAAGGCGCAGAAGAUGUUAGGUAACCAACCGGCUGAAACAGUAGAGAAAAUAGUGUUUCAGAAAUUACGAUACCUGUAAAAUGUUAAAUUUGUGCGAUCUUUUGAAAGUAAACUCAGAGCACUCUUAAAAGUAUGGUGUCUUUCACAAAGCAACUUGUCAGCUUUCUCUCAUUGACUACCCAUUAUGACAAUGUUGAUAUUGUUUUAUGACACUGACUGUAAAACCCAGCAUUGACUUUGUAAUCGAUUUCUUUGUGUUUACAUUGGUGUAUCAGAUAAAACAGGGUCAUGCUUUUUAGGAAUUAGUCUUACUCAUGCAUGUCUGUACAUGAAAUUAUCAGUGAGCCUAUAGGAGAGGAUUGUCAGUCCAAGAUACAUAAAUACAAAGAAAAAAAGGCACCAUGGCAUUAUAUCCUGUAA
This is a messenger RNA of Archocentrus centrarchus (flier cichlid), 1628 nucleotides long. Its product is annotated as zona pellucida-like domain-containing protein 1. The transcript has a single exon. Lineage: Eukaryota; Metazoa; Chordata; Actinopteri; Cichliformes; Cichlidae. Bases 68 to 1228 code for a protein of 386 amino acids. The record is from RefSeq and is a predicted model, not a curated record.